CAUGCAGUCCAUCAGGCGCUGUGGUGGCUUCUGUAGCUAAGCGACUGCCUACGGGCAUCGGAAGUAGAUAAUGUGGGUUGCGAUGGCGGUGUGUGAUGAAAUGGCUCACACGUUUAGUUACUAAGCGUGCGCACAAUGCUCGUUGGCGGCGGUAUGUCGUCGCCUAAAGUGAGCAAGAAACAUGGCAAGCGUCACCACCACCAUCGAAGACACCACCAUCACGGGCACAGCAGUGUCCUUGCCAGCCUUGAAACGUCUCAGCACCAAAUCCUGGAGAGGGUGAAAAAUGACAGGGUGAUAGUAACCGGCCCGGAUGAAGACCGUCGCCGGAGAACCAUCAUCGUGGAAAGACGCAAGGGCUCCUUUGGAUUUACACUGCAGACGUACGGCAUCCACCACAAGCGGGACGGAGAAAUUGAACUCAUCACAUACGUAGACUAUGUCGAGUAUGAUGGGCCAGCUUUCCGUGCAGGGAUGCGUCCAGGAGACGUGAUCCUUUCAAUAAAUGGGCAUGACAUGGAGCACGUGGAUCACAAGAGCCUUGUGCGCUUCAUCCAAGGCUGCGCCUCUACCAUGCGCAUGGUAGUGCUGUUUGAAGACUGCGUGCACAAGGUGGAACUGCACAUCCGGUACCUUCGCCUGCAAAGAGUCCUCCAGGAUAAGAUCACAGAGCUGAAGGGUCUCUGUGAAAAAGAGCAGCAGCUACUGGAGAGCUGGCGUGAGAGAGGCAUUCAUGUGCCAUCAGUUGUGACCUGCAAUGGUACUCAGCAGCCAAGGGACUCGAGCAGCCAUUCAUCCUGGCAGCGUGAAGAUGAUGCUCUGACAUCAGCCACUCGCAUCCUGUCUUCGUCUCUGUGGAACAGACACAGCUUCAAGAUCUCUUCCAUGCGCUCUGACCGCAGUUUCAAUCAGCUGGCGCCUACUGUUAUAGAAGGGGCAAGUUCAGCAACCUCUACGACGCAUGCAUCACCGGUCUCGCAGCAAAAGCAAUUUGCGACGCUCCCCAAGGCCUCUUCGGCAGCUGCCCGUCGUCAGGCAUCGCGUAGCCUUCCGGCCAGCACUGUUCCCACACCCAAGGGGUCCUGGGAUGGGCUCGAAUCACGCUGCAGCACCGAUUUCUCGCGCUGCACGGGCCUCUCGGAGAGCACGGAUUUUUCUGAAGCUGGCAGCGUCGAGUCGCGUCUUUCGCCUUCACACCUCUCGGACCACGAGGACAAAAUUCCACUUGCUGUUCCACUUCCCCCUCCCACGUCUGUUGCAUCCAGUGCAAAUUCGAUGCAGCCCAGGGCAGAUGGCUUAGAUCGUGACGAAGUAACAAGACUGUGAAUUCGUUUGUAUGUACACACUUUAAUUUGGCUAUGACUGCCGUUGUGAAGUUUUGAGGGCAGUGACAAUUACAGCAAGGCUGUGGUUUUCCAUCAAUUAUAGCAAUUGUUUGAGAGUUAAUAUAUUUUUUUACAUUUGUUCUUAGGUUCUUUGCUAACGGAUUCAUUCUAUCCUUUGGCUUUCUUAUACGGUGGCUAAUCACUUAAAGCACUUGCUAUAACAUGAUAGAUAGGUCAGUAUUGGAGAUGAGUUGGCUGUGUAUGUGACCACAUUUUUAUCUUUUGGCUUGUGCUCACUGAACCAUUAGCAGUCGAGUGGCUAUUACGUGCUUGGAUGUUUAAAGAAAUUUUAUUAGCUUUUGGAAUAACGAUUGUGAUAUGUGCGAUCUGCAUUGAGACAGGUCCCUCAACUGUUUUCAGUAGGUGCUUAAAUAAGCUGCAGCUGCAAUCAUGUAAAAACAUAAGGCUGAACCUUGAUGCCUUUUUGUGAAGUUCAGCAACACAAGUUUCGUCCUUCGUUCUCUCAAGUAAAAAUUAAUUUUUACUGACGUGACAAGAUACACAGAGGGAAUGUUUAGAAUUUUCCCCAAUUUUUCUAGUUCAUUCUAGUCUGGUAACACAUUUUGUUGUGGUUUUUUACAUUUAUAUAUCAUUCUUUUUUUUUGUUGUCAGUACCAGACUUAUUGAAUAUGAACAAAAUGCUAGUGUGCUGCAUGAAUUUUGACCACGAACUACUUAGUUAUUGUAAUGAAUUCGCACCCAUACAACAAAGUGCACAUUUUUUGUGCAUCUUUUGCAUAGUGCACUUUAAUGCACUAUCUGUAUAUACUUAAUAUUGCCAACAUAUUGCACAUUGGUACGAAAGUGUACCGUUACUAUAGCUGGAUGGAUGCUAGUUCAAUUUAUUCAAUUUGUGCUCCUUUUGUGGAGAUGAAUGACUACAUUGUUCAUGUUUAUCCAUGCAGUUUUCUCUGGACUCGUUUCUUUUUUUUCUGCCGAUGAAAAGUUCAGAAGUAUCUUUGAAGAAUACAAACACCCUCUACUAGGCACCAAGAUCUCAAAUGAAGAUAGAAAUCAAAUGUGUAAUGUUAUUGUGUACAAUGUUUCUUUACCCUCAUUGCAUAUACACACACUGAUCUCUUAACAGUACUACUCACUGGCAUCCACUGCGCAAAGUAAAGUUUCUACGUUUUUAGGAGUAACUAUUUCAGAAUUUUUUUUCUCUUGCUGCAUAAUUAUUUUGCUUAUUCUGACUAAAAAUUUCAGUGUUCGUUCCUGGGCUAUGAAGCAGCUGUUUGCUUACUGGAACGUUCCUUCAUAAUUUAUGAUUGCUGUUUAUCUGCUUUCUUGGAUGUUUUUUUCCUUUUCCAUCGCUUUCCAUCGGGAGUGCUGAUCAGUAGUCGAAGGAGCUGCUUGUUUUCGUGCCGGUUUUAGUCAGCACAACGCCUAUUUUUGUUGUUCACAGCGCAUCAUCAAUGCAUCAGUAGCUUCGAGUCACAAUGUAUAUUUUACCGCCCGCUUCAAAUCAUGCUUCGCCAGGAAUUGAGUUUGUUGAAUGCUGCUAUAGUAUACUACAAACUUUACAUCCUCUAUUCAUUAUGAUGUAUGUGAUGAUGCAAUGCUGUAGUUGCCAUGUGCAUGCGGUUAUAGUCCAUCAUGUAGAUGGUGCCUUCUUCAUUGCACCUUGCCAUAAUAUGUACCCAACUUAUGCGCUCUUAGCUUUUUCGGAAUGAACAAGCAUUGGUGUGUUGCUGGAAACGGGGUUGGCAGUUCGCUGCCAGAGCGGCAUUAAUUAUUUGCAUUCUGCUUGUUUUUUAAGCAUACGCACUUUCUUUCACCUGGUGUUAGCUUGCUAAUGUAAGCUUGUUUGGUGGCCCGGUGGCCAACGUGGCAGCACAUCGUUCAUUGUAGCUUUAAGCUCUCCCACCUUCUCGCCAAUCUCGGGGUGAAACGUUUUGUCGCAUCUCAUUGUUGAACCUCAUCACAUUACUUUGGUCAAAUGCACUCUGCGCACAACUCAUCUGUUCAGUUUCUGAACAUUUUUUUAAUAUUCGCACGCCUCAGUUUUGCUUCAUAGUAGCUGCUACCACUAUUAGCUGAAUAUUGCAAGAUUGGCAGCGGCAGUUGCAGCAACAAUCGUCAUAUAAAUCAAAAUGUGUGAACUUGGCGCGUUGUUUGGUUUUUACUUGGUUCAUCCUGCACUAUGGCACAUGCGUGAACUUGGGCGGUGCGGGCUCGCCAGCAGAAUUGAUGGAAAAUAAAGUUUCUGGCACUGUGGUAUCAUCGGAGCACCCUGUGAGGUCCUGCUUCAAUAAGAUUGGUCAACGUGUGCUUGUUGCAGAGAUUAGAGUGCGUGCUUAGGUUUUUAUAUCAUUUUCUCCCAUGUGAUAUGAGAUGUAUACAUAUCUAUUUACAUACGAGUUCAUAUUUAUAUUAGGUUUUUUAAAAGGAGCUUAUUUUGUGUAUCACCUUGUCACAUCUGAUUGGCCACAAUUUCUCCGCAUGACCUUGUUUGUGCUGUGUUGUGACAAGCUGGUGUGGUUUUCCCUGAACUUGUCUUGCCCAGCGCAGGUUGCAGUGAUUCCAGUUCAUUAUUUGUAUUUUCACGUGUAUUAUUUAGUGCUUGUUGCUUAACUUUCAUAGCUGUGUAUACUACUGCUAAAGCAUACUUGUUUAUUUUUCCCCCUUCUACAUUGUUCUCACAUUUGUAUGUGCGAAAGGUAUCUAGUCUUGCAUUGCUAGUAAUGUUUUCCCGAUUGCAGUUAUAAGCACUUGCGGCAGUUAUUGUGACGUUACCUUAUGUAGCUUAGUGUUCAAAGUUUAACAGGUGUGGAUUUCACGGCAAAAGCCAAAUUUUCAUGUAUUUUGUAUCUACAGCUUGGUAAAAUGCUUUGCGAUCCUGCAUACCUGGGCUGCAGAAACACAAAACUCUUGGCUAGACCCCACACCACGUGAACUUUUGACUUCAGUAGUACAUGAGAACAAUUAGUACAGCUGUUUACCGGUGCUGUCUUCGUCAAUACCCAUUCCAAAGACUGAAUGUCAAAGCUGGUCAGAGGUUGUUGGAGAUAAUAUACCUCACUCAAAGCAAAUGAAAUAGGGAAGCAAGGAAAUGGCUCACGUGAUGCAAGUAGGAUGCAUUUUUCAGUACUACUGGCAUUCAGAAUGUAAGCAGGAUGCCAUGGCUGCUUAUUGCAGCUAAAUUUGAUGUUGAAGUCUGAAUGUGUUACCACUGAUGAUGAAGAUGAGGUCACAGAUAAUCUGUAUGGCACUUUGCAAUGUGUACUGAUGCUAAGCACAUUUUUUAGUUUUGUUAAUAUCUAUUAAUAAACAAUACUGGAAGAA
Molecule: messenger RNA, 4670 nt
Organism: Rhipicephalus sanguineus (brown dog tick)
Lineage: Eukaryota; Metazoa; Arthropoda; Arachnida; Ixodida; Ixodidae
Exons: 6
Coding region: 136-1326 (396 amino acids)
Molecular function (GO): protein binding
Source: RefSeq, a predicted model, not a curated record